Molecule: messenger RNA, 1118 nt
Organism: Scatophagus argus
Lineage: Eukaryota; Metazoa; Chordata; Actinopteri; Scatophagidae
Product: T-cell surface glycoprotein CD3 gamma chain-like
Exons: 7
Coding region: 136-693 (185 amino acids)
Biological process (GO): positive thymic T cell selection; cell surface receptor signaling pathway
Cellular component (GO): external side of plasma membrane; alpha-beta T cell receptor complex
Molecular function (GO): transmembrane signaling receptor activity
Source: RefSeq, a predicted model, not a curated record
AAUCACACUCACUUCCUACUCUCUCUCUCUCUCACACACACACACACACAUACGCACGGGGAGAGAGUGAUAGCGAGACAUUUCAACGAAGACUGGAUGGUUUGACAGCAGCUCUUUAUUUUGAGUAAACUCACAAUGAAAUGCCAGACGUUGCUACCGGCCUGUUUGCUGCUGCUCUGGAUGCUGACAGCACCUGCCAGGUGUCAAGGGGCUGGGGAUAAAAAGGAUAAAAUGGAAGUGAUAAAUAAAUCUGAUGGGAUAGAGAUAAAAUGUCCACCCGACUAUGAAAUAUACAGUACAGUAACUAACGACGGAGUUCCUGGCGCUAAGGUAACAUAUAAGGAUGACAACACAGGAGAGUACAUAUGUAAGGCAACUAAUAAUGGAGAUGAUGGAGCAAAAAUCUUCGUGAAAUUUCGGUCCUGUGACAACUGCAUAGAACUGGAUGUAUCUUCAGUAACGGGAAUAGUUGUAGGAAACGUGGUGGCUACAGCUGUCAUUGGAGUGGCUGUCUAUCUCGUUGCAUCUCAGGCUCGGGUUGCUUCAGGAGCUCCAGACACCUCUCACAAGAAAGGCUCUGACAGGCAGCACCUUGUUCCAAAUGAAAUGAACCACAGAGUCCCCAAUGACCAUUAUCAGCCCCUGAACCUCAAACAACAGAGGGACAUGUAUGAUGUACUUCACAGAAAAUAGAGGAGAUAGAGUUCCUCGCUGCCUGAGACCUCACCUCGUGUGUUCUUGUGACUCAGAUAUCUGCAGGGAGGAAAAGUCUGUUAUCUCUGAUUGGGGUCACACAUCCCCAGUGUAUGUUUCUCUGUAUGAUGGUGUUUUAGCUUCGGAUGUCCUAUUUUUUUUUCUGCCAUGCCUGUAAAAGGUUGCUCCUUGUAAAUCAGUCCCUAACAUGAGUGACAUGUUGUGCUGCUGUAUGUCUCAGUGUUUGUUAUCUCUUGUUCUAUUUUGGUAGCAUGUUAUUCAUUCAUUAUCUGUGUAUUUUUUUCUUCACAUAAUGUAAGUAGGACUGCAACAACUGCCAUCUCAUAUAAUGGCUUUGCAUAGAUGUGUUUGUUUGACAGACAAAAGUCACAUUAUCAUGAUACUAAAUUAAAAAUUUAAUUGUG